GAUCUUUGGCCUCUCCUCAACGAUAAGGAAAAGCAAACACCCAAUCCCCAAAUCCCCACAUAAUAAACCCCAUCUAUUUCUUCUCUAUCACUGCCACUGAUUCAUUCCUUACUCGAUUAUUCAACAAUGGCUUCUGCAGCAUCACCCACCACUCUCUCACUCAUCCCCACAACUUCUUCGUCUUCCACUACCUCCCGUAGCAGCCCCACUGUUCGCCUGCCUUCUCGCUUUCUGCGUUCCCCACUUCGUGGCCUUGGAUUCGCCGCCGCUGAUCCCCUUUUCUCUGCACAUGUAGCCUCCAAGCUCCAAUCCCUCAAAACCUCCGCCAGACCAAUCACAGGCGUUGUCUCUAUGGCCAAGAGGAGCGUUGGAGACCUCUCUCCUGCCGAUCUAAAGGGCAAGAAGGUGUUCGUUAGGGCUGAUUUGAAUGUGCCAUUGGACGACAGUCAGAAUAUCACAGAUGAUACAAGAAUCAGAGCCGCCGUCCCAACCAUCAAGCACUUGAUCAGCAAUGGUGCUAAAGUCAUCCUUUCUAGUCAUUUGGGUAGGCCAAAAGGUGUGACUCCCAAGUACAGCCUGGCUCCUCUUGUUCCUAGACUAUCGGAACUGAUUGGUGUUGAGGUUGUGAAGGCGGAUGACUGUAUUGGUCCAGAUGUGGAGAAGCUGGUGGCUUCACUUCCUGAUGGUGGUGUUCUUCUUCUUGAAAACGUAAGGUUUUACAAGGAGGAAGAAAAGAAUGAUCCUGGAUUUGCAGAAAAGCUUGCUUCACUAGCGGAUCUUUAUGUAAAUGAUGCUUUUGGAACUGCCCAUAGAGCCCAUGCCUCAACUGAGGGAGUCACAAAGUUCUUGAGGCCAUCUGUUGCUGGUUUCCUUUUGCAAAAGGAACUGGAUUAUCUUGAUGGGGCAGUUUCAAACCCAAAAAGGCCAUUUGCUGCCAUUGUUGGGGGUUCAAAGGUGUCAUCCAAGAUUGGAGUGAUCGAGUCCCUUCUUGAAAAAUGUGACAUAUUGCUUUUAGGUGGGGGUAUGAUCUUCACAUUUUACAAGGCACAAGGGCUUUCAGUAGGAUCCUCAUUGGUGGAAGAAGACAAGCUUGAUCUUGCAACCACACUCCUUGCAAAGGCCAAGGCAAAAGGCGUCUCCCUCUUGCUACCAACAGAUGUCGUCAUUGCUGACAAGUUUGCACCUGAUGCAAACAGCAAGAUUGUGCCAGCAUCAGCUAUCCCUGAUGGCUGGAUGGGCCUAGAUAUUGGACCGGAUUCUGUCAAGACUUUCAAUGAUGCCUUGGAAACCACCAAAACUGUCAUCUGGAAUGGACCAAUGGGAGUCUUUGAGUUUGACAAAUUUGCAGUUGGAACAGAGGCAGUUGCAAAGAAACUGGCUGAACUUAGUGGAAAGGGGGUGACUACAAUCAUUGGAGGUGGAGAUUCAGUGGCGGCUGUCGAGAAAGUUGGAGUGGCGGAAGUGAUGAGUCACAUCUCAACAGGUGGUGGUGCAAGUUUGGAGUUGUUGGAAGGAAAAAUACUCCCUGGUGUUGAUGCUCUUGACGAGGCAGUUGCUGUUCCUGUGUAAUAAAAUCUGAUUUCAUUUUUUUUUUAAUGGUUACAAACAAAAACAUGAGUUUGGUGUAGAUGUUUAUCAUAAAUUUAAGGUCGUGUUUUGUGUUCCCAAAAACAGCGGUGACCUUCAAGAUCUUAAUAUAUAUUAUUGGCUUUUCGUAUAAA
Lactuca virosa is the source of this 1721-nucleotide messenger RNA. The record is from the annotation of a GenBank genome assembly. NCBI's taxonomy places the organism in Eukaryota, Viridiplantae, Streptophyta, Magnoliopsida, Asterales, Asteraceae.